Molecule: messenger RNA, 1221 nt
Organism: Panonychus citri (citrus red mite)
Lineage: Eukaryota; Metazoa; Arthropoda; Arachnida; Trombidiformes; Tetranychidae
Product: josephin-2-like
Exons: 5
Coding region: 310-885 (191 amino acids)
Biological process (GO): protein deubiquitination
Molecular function (GO): cysteine-type deubiquitinase activity
Source: RefSeq, a predicted model, not a curated record
AAAAUCUCUGGUUAUCAGACUACCAGUUUUCCACCAAUUCUCUUUUUCUUCUUUCAUUGAAUUGUUUCUCUAUCGUUAUCUUAUAAAUGAUUGUGUCUAAUUAGAUGAUAAAAUAUGAAAAGAAAAAUUAUUUACAUGUAAUAGCGUUUAAUUGGUGUAUUACCUUUUGUUUAUCUUCAUAUUUUUCUCUUUUUUCAUUUCUCAUUCUCUCUUAUUCUCUCUCCUCUCUCUCUCUCUCUUUUAUUCUCUCUCAUCAUCAAAUCUUUUCAUCUAGUUAAUCAUAAUUAUGCUAAUCCACCUGAUGAUGAAAUGUCCAAAUCACCAAUUAAUUUAUACCAUGAGAAACAACGGAAAAAAUUGUGUGCUCUUCACUCUCUGAACAAUUUACUUCAAACUGCUUCAUUUAAACAAGAAGAUUUAGACGAAAUUUGUUUAAGAUUAGCUCCAGGUAGUCGUUUUUUAAAUCCACAUCGAGCACUUUUGGGUCUUGGAAAUUAUGAUGUCAAUGUUAUCAUGGCCGCUCUCCAGACGAAAGGUCUUGAAGCUCUUUGGUUUGAUCAGAGAAAGGAUCCAAGUUGUCUCAAUUUAAGUCAUAUAUUUGGAUUCAUUUUGAAUGUUGACAAUUUACAAGGCAACUCAAGUUUGUUGUCAAUCUUAAAUCCAGCCAAUCUAUUUUCUUCAAAGAAACAUUGGAUUGCUUUCAGAAAAGUUGGUGAUCAAUACUACAAUUUAGAUUCUAAAUUAAACUCACCGGAAAUAGUGGGACAGGAAAAUGAGAUGAUUCAGCUUCUUCGAGAUAAAUUGAGCUCCGGUGACUGUCAAGUUCUAAUUGUUGUUGAUAAAAAGGUUGCCGAAGACCUUACUUGUUAUCGUCCUGUUGAUUAAUUCAUUGCAUGGAUAAAGAAAAUACCGUUAAGGUCAAAAAGGAUAAAGAAGAAAUUUAUAUAAAUAUUUUAGUUAUGCUAUUGUUGAUGAAAGAAAACAAAUUUAUCUUUCUGGUAAUUUCCCUCAAAUUAUCAAAUUGAGUCUAAAUUGUUAACCAACUUAAAAUAUCCAAAAUUUCCUAAUCCUAAUCCAAAGGGUAUGUAUAAACAACCAAUGAUUUAAAAUGCAAAGAUAAUUAUAAAGAUUCUAAAAGAGGCAUUUUUAAUUAUCAGGAAUACUUUGUACAUAUAUAACUUUGUAAGAUUAACAGUCAACAAUCAAAUGAUUUGAUUCAAA